Messenger RNA from Harpegnathos saltator (Jerdon's jumping ant), 3635 nucleotides. RefSeq names its product tyrosine-protein kinase transmembrane receptor Ror. The transcript is spliced from 9 exons. Gene Ontology annotation, biological process: positive regulation of neuron projection development; positive regulation of kinase activity; multicellular organism development. Lineage: Eukaryota; Metazoa; Arthropoda; Insecta; Hymenoptera; Formicidae. The record is from RefSeq and is a predicted model, not a curated record. Gene Ontology annotation, molecular function: neurotrophin binding; transmembrane receptor protein tyrosine kinase activity; ATP binding. Gene Ontology annotation, cellular component: axon; plasma membrane; signaling receptor complex. Bases 814 to 2394 code for a protein of 526 amino acids.
ACAUAUAUACGCACACAAACACAUAUGCACGAGAUCGCCGAUGCUUGGUGCGCGUAGCGAAGCGAGGGAGUCUCGAAGGCGGUCUUCAGUUUCGGUUAAGCAUUCAUCGAAGUGAGAAUACAUCUCACUCCUUCUGUCUCCUCCUACACGCCGCCGUCUCCCUCGCCGAGUCACCCUGGGCCGGCCACACGAGAUUUCGGCUUCCGGCUUAAAGUUUUAACAUCCACCUACAACGUCGUUAUCCUCAAGGGCGUGCUCAAAAGAUUUCCGUUCACCAGCCACGGCAGUAUGAGCCGACGUUAUUGCGGGAUCGACCUCGGUCGGGACCACGACGGCUCGCGACGGAGAUUCUCCAAGGACAACGUUUCGCGGGCUUGAGCGGAUUAGGAUGCGACGAGGAUGAAGAUGUGAAGAGACACCUCCGUGUCGACGAACUGUUAGCGCAUCACACGUGAUAACGUGAGCGACGCGGUGCUUUAUCAACGUCUCGCGAUGAUCCGAGGCGGUCGUCCAAGGCAAUUCAGGAUUUUAAUAAGACCUCCGCUCACAGACAGGCCCGAGGCCCAUGGUGCUUGUCGACGGGGCAGCGAUGCCUCUUCCUUUUCCUCCUCUUGCUCUUUCUCUCGCUAGAGGUAAUAUCCGAUGCACUUAGCGCGUCGAUGGUAAUUGGCACCUCGUAGCGAAAGAAAAAAGGACAGCGAGAGAGGGAGCGUGUGUAAAGUGUAACAAACGAAGUGCGGGGAAUUGUUUCCUGCGGUGGCCGGAGGGUGGUUUCGUCCGUUUAUCGGCUGUUUACCUACGAGCACGCGCGCGAUGUCGCAACGAAGAAUGCCGCGAAGAAGAGACCCCUUCUCCCUGAGGACGCGAACAGAAUCAUCGCUAAGCGGGACGGUCGAUCAGCAGCAGUCGGAGCUGUUGCUGCAAAUAACUGACAAACUCGUCAAGAUCGAAGGAUGCAAGGACAAUCCGGAUAUUUGCGGUAUGGAGGCGGCCUGCCGCAUCCUGGGGAAUACAUCGGAUUGCGUGUGUCCUCACGAUGCGUCUCCACCUACAGCGGACCUGAAGUGUCCGAUACGAUCAAUCGUUCCUCCAAUGCCUCGCCCUAUACAUAACAUAAUACCACCUAAAAUCAACGGUACGAACAGUACGACUGGACUCCCGGAGGCUGAAGAGGUGGAAGGUCUGAGGCCCAAAGUACCUGAAAUAAUAGGGAUAGCUGUAGCUUUCGCCGUAGUGAUCAUGAUUAUACUGGGCAUCGUAUACUGCGUAAAAAGACGGAGUUACAGCGUCAAGUCGCAGAAAAAUUCUCUCGAUGGCACUCCGAUAAACCUGAAGAAAGGCCUGCUGUUACCGAAUAAAUACACGCCGAAUCCUCAGUACUUCACCUGCACUUCGCCGGAGGUCUCAAUCAUACAACGCGACAGCCUCGUCUUCUUGGAAGACAUCGGCGAAGGAUGCUUCGGCAAGGUCUACAAAGGUGAAUGGCACAACGGAGACACGAAGGAGAUUGUCGCCGUGAAGGUGCUGAAGGAUACGGCGACGCGCGAAACCGAAGAGGACUUCAUGCGAGAAGUGGACAUCAUGUCCACGUUCAGCCACACGAACAUCUUGUCGCUGGAGGGGGUGGUGCUGCGCGAUGCAUGCAGCAGCCCGUGCAUGGUCUUCGAGUACAUGCCGCAUGGUGACCUCGCCAAAGUGCUGCGAGCGAAUUCACGGCAAUUGAGAUCGCCGAGCUACGGACUACAGUUGUUGACGAUGGAUUCCCUACACUGGAUAUCGAUCCAAAUCGCGGCCGGCAUGACUUAUCUGUCGGCGCAGCGAUUCGUGCACCGCGACCUGGCAUGCCGAAACUGUCUCGUCGGCUCGGACCUGAUAGUGAAAAUCGCCGAUUUCGGCAUGUCGCGAGACGUUUACACGUGCGACUACUACAAGAUCGGAGGGACGCGUCUACUUCCGGUUCGAUGGAUGUCACCGGAGAGUGUGAUGUACGGGCGAUUCACCCUCGAAACCGACGUUUGGAGUUUCGGCGUCGUUCUCUGGGAAGUCUUCUCCUUCGGGAAGAUACCCUAUUACGGCCAUAGCAACGAAGAGGUGUUGAAACUCAUACGUCAAGGAACCGUCUUGAUACCACCUGACGAGUGUCCGCCUAUUGUUUGCCAAAUAAUGCGAGACUGCUGGAAGAGCAAGCCGCAGGAUCGCAUCAAGUUCCCUGAUAUUCUGGAAAGGUUGGAGAAGGCGCAGAGUAAACUGAUCCAACAAGGGACGUUGCCCAGACCGCCUCAAGGACCGGUAACAAUACGUACCCCGGAUGUCUUGGACCCAGACGGUUAUCUGCUUCCUGCCCCUGCGAUUCCUCAUGAGUAUCUGCAAACUCUUCCGAUGCUGUCUGAUUGAUGCUAUACAUGCGAUGACAAAAUCGUGUGAACUUUGACUCCUGAAGUGAACGCGAGUGCAAGGGUGCACGCGAUGUAUACGCGCGAAAGAAACUGAAGAAGUGUGAGACGAAUCGAACUGCUCGAGUGAGGUAAAGAACACUCGCGAUACUCCGAUUGUGAGAUCGUCCUCGUCGGUUCACGGUGCCGCCAGCUGAAAAGUUCAGAAUAUGAGGCACGUAGUUCUCUCUCUCUCUCUCUCUCUCUCUCUCUCUCUCUCUCUCUCUCUCUCUCGUCUCGUCCCCAGUCAGAACCAUAACGUUGAUUUGACGUUGAUAUUGGAUAUCGCUGAAACGUUGAAUCAACGUUAAUUCAAUCCUCAUCGACGUCGAAUCAACGUUAUGAUUCUGACUGGGUCGCGUUGUUCGGCAGAAACAAACAUAUUGAUAUCUGUCCGAAAAUACAGCCAAAUUUUCGCGGCAGAUGUUGAUCGAUAUGUUCAGAAUCGACUUUCCGUGUCUGGAAGCCGUAAUCUAAUUCGUGAAGAAUAUUGAGCUAGGGCGCGAAAAGAAAAUCGACUCCGGAGCAAUUCGUUUUAAUCAGUUGAUCAUCGUCCAUGUUAAUGCAUUGGUUGGUCGAUUAAUAAACUGGAAACCUCGGAACUAAUAUCAUGGUACAAAUGUAUGCUUACGCUACUUCGAUCUUCGUGCACUGAGAGAAAUAUCCAAAACGUCCAAUUGUUAACUUUAUUAUCCGAUCAAAUGUCCGAUAUAUUUCGAACGAUGUAUUAUCGGACGAAACUAAUAAUCGGAUAUUUCGGAUAUUUUUCUCGGUGCGAUAACGAUCCAAUUUUCGUUAAGUUUUCGAUAAAUGUAAACUCGUUAUGUCAGGAAUAUGAAAGCUUGAAACACUGAAGCUUUCAGAUGCCCAUGAGAUAGUAUUAAUAUCGACUUUAUAUUAGAAUUAUUUUCACGUAUUUUCUACUAUUACUGAUGUUUCCAAAAAUAUAUCAUAAUUUCGAUAAUUUGGUAAAUUCUCCAAAUUGAUGAAGACGCACAUACGCAAAAUUUCAUAUCUGCGAUCUUAUAUCGAUAUACGUACCUAACCUUGCAAAGUCCAUAGAAUAAGACUUGUAAAAAGAGCGAGUAGGGAAGGCGUUUUAAAACUAGUUUACGCAUACGUUUUUGAUAUGGUAAUUGUAAUAUAUUAGUAAUUGUAAUAGUAUUGUAACUGUAAUUUCUAUUAAAAGCUUAAGAAGCUCGA